This is a messenger RNA of Monopterus albus (swamp eel), 3091 nucleotides long. It is a transcript of the gene pex13, whose product is annotated as peroxisomal biogenesis factor 13. The record is from RefSeq and is a predicted model, not a curated record. The transcript is spliced from 4 exons. Gene Ontology annotation, biological process: protein import into peroxisome matrix, docking. Lineage: Eukaryota; Metazoa; Chordata; Actinopteri; Synbranchiformes; Synbranchidae. Gene Ontology annotation, molecular function: protein binding. Bases 1047 to 2312 code for a protein of 421 amino acids. Gene Ontology annotation, cellular component: peroxisomal membrane; peroxisomal importomer complex; peroxisome.
UUGUUUUUUUUAUGUAGCAGGACAAGCAAUACAUCGUCGUCGCUUGAUGUGGAGUCCAUCUUUGUAGCGCGACGUUUUAAGAAAAUAUCGCUUAUUCGCGUCGCGUUCGGUGUGAAAAGGCCUUUCAAAGAACAAUAAGCAGUUGUCUCUAGACUCUCUAGCACUUUACAGUCCAGUGUGAAUAAUGAGCAACUAUCUUCAUGAGGACAGCAGACUUGACAACAGCAGUCUCUUCAUUCAGCUCACAUUUCAUGUCUUGACAUCCUAGUACAGGUUGUGCAGGUACAUAAUUAAAUCCAAACAUCAGGACAGUGUAAAAGUUUCUCUAUAUAGCCAAUUUUGAAUUCAAAAUGACUGUUAUCACUGCGACUGUCAUUGUCACUGUUACUAAAAUAUUAAUGACAAUCUGCUUCUUUGUUUAACCAAUCUAUUACACCGUAGGUUGUCAACGUGUAGGCUUAUUUCCACCUAAAAAGUCACAGCACUCUCUGCUGCACAGACGUGAUAUGCACGUAAUUGUUUUACAGCCUAGGCCGUAAUAAUCGAGUGCGGAAAAACAGACAGAAUUGUUAAUGAAUAUGAAAGAUAAUUUAAGCACUGACAAUACAUUAAUUACAGUUACUGCUAAAAUAUGAGGGUUUUUAAUCACUUUAUGUACAGUAAGUACAGAACAAAGAACAAAAUCCUCUUUUAUCAAUUAUUCUGACCACAUUACUCCUGAAACACAGUUGGUGCCUUCAUGAGCUAUCGGGAAAUAUUAAUUAUAGAAUUUUCUUGGAUCAUUUGAAAUGUGGUUAUAGAUGACUGACAAUCAACAUUGCAGUAGCCAGCGUUUCAUAGAGUAAUAUGUUCUGAAUAAAUCAAAUGUUGUUUGUGAGCAUUUAUAAUCCCUUCAGGGCCACUGAAUCCUCUCACACCGAGUCCACAGGCGAUAUGGGAAAUGGGAAAUUACGGGGCGCAUCAGAAGACAGCAGGGGAGGCAAGCAAGACGACGGGGCCUAGACAAGUUCUGCUAUAUUUCUACACUUUGUGGACAAAAGUUCACGAUGCAUUCACAACCUCCACCGAAGCCAUGGGAAAGACGGAUUCCAGGAGUAGUGAGUGCACCUGUAAAUUACAGACAUGCAGAUUUUGCACCAACUCCAGGUUCCUCCACUACUGCCAGUCCUCCUGUCUUGACCAGGAUGGCACCCCCAGUGCCUCCCCGUCCUGUCCAUCAAUCCUACCGUCCCUCCUACAACUCUUUCACUUCCUCUUUUGGGCCCUAUGGGAACUCUUUCUAUGGUGGCUACAGCCCCUAUAGUUAUGGCGGCUAUGGCCUGGGGCGGUACAACAGCGUCUCCCACCUUGAAGAUGUGGCCCCCAGUAGGUUUGUGCAGCAGGCAGAGGAAAACAGCCAUGGCGCCUUCCAGUCCAUUGAGAGCAUCGUCCAGGCCUUUGCCUCAGUUAGCAUGAUGCUGGAUGCCACCUUCUCUGCUGUGUAUAACAGUUUUCGUGCUGUGCUGGAUGUAGCUAACCACUUAACACGGCUGCGUGCACACCUCACUCGAGUCUUCUCAGCCUUUGCUCUGGUACGCACUUUGCGCUACCUCUACCAACGGUUACAGAGGCUGUUGGGGCAGAGGUCAAAUGCCGAGGUUGAAGACUUAUGGGCAGACAGUGCUAGUGAUGCUCUAGCUACUAGUGCAUCCAGAGGGUAUGGAGCAGGGGUGGAGUAUCCAACUAGCAAGUCCUGGCCAAUCUUUCUGUUUUUUGCUGUAGUUUUGGGUGGACCCUACUUCAUUUGGAAACUGCUAAACUCCAGCACAGACUCGGGAGAAAAUGCCACUAACUGGGCAAAUGGAGAGGAUGACCAUGUAGUGGCCAGAGCAGAGUAUGACUUUACAGCUGCAUCCGAGGAGGAGAUUUCUCUGCGUGCUGGGGACAUGCUCAACCUCGCCCCUAAAGAGCAACAGCCCAGGAUGCGUGGCUGGCUGCUGGCCAGCUUGGAUGGUCAGACCACAGGGCUUGUCCCAGCCAACUACGUCAAGGUCCUUGGCAAAAGGAGAGGUCAGAAGCAUGCAGAGAUUGGGAGGGUUGCUCAGGUCCAGCAAGGGAGCACAGAGGAGUAUCAGACAGCCUUGGCUGCACAACCACAGCCUCAUCCUGCCCAAGACUUUACCCCAGGCCUUGGUUCAGCCCCCACCUCCGAUUCAGCAGAGAUGCUAGAAUCGGUGUACAGAGAAAUCCCAGCUUCCUUCAGCCUGAGAGCCUCCAACUCCACUAUGCCUUCUAGUGUGGUGCUAAGCAUCCCUGAGAAGACUGACCUGUGAUGUUUCUGUAUGCACAUCUGUGUAAUAGCGGUUGGUUCAGUCACCACUUGUUUGCAGUGUUUAACUCUGAAGCUUGAUUAAAUCAGCUGACAGUAAAUUUUUGAGGAAAUGCCAUGGACCUUAUAAAGAAUAAUUCAGAGUAGUUCCUAGGUUCAUCUAAACAAAUCAUAUUGUCUUUCAUGCAAGGUUACUGGUGAAAAAUGCUUUCCAUCCCCAAGUUCCCUGUUGUACUGUCUUGUUUAGAACCACUGUGUCUCAAAUUAGGAGGCUAUCUUUACAUGUCCUUUAGCCAGAUCGUGUAUAAGAAAUACUUUUUUUGGAUGAUCUAAAUAUGGUAUAUUACUGUGCUUAACAUGUCUGACACAAGAAGUAACAUCUGGAGAUAGUUCAGUUACAGAACUCAGUCCAGUGUUUAAGUUAUGUAAGUAAAUGCACUGGCAUAUCAUCUGUAUGAUAGUGUAAGGACAAAGCCAAGAUAUUCAGUUUGAUACUGCAAUGUAACCUUGUGUUUAGUUUAGGCCCUCAUUUGUAGGUUACUUGUUCCUCUCUAUUUCCAUCUUUAUUGAGCAAAUGGGAAUGGAAUAAUUCAGAAUAAGAAGGGGCUAAUUUUGCACAUUUUGUAAAUAUUUAGUAUAAUUAUUUUGGUGAAUAAAUGUUUAAGAAAAAUUGUCCACUUUGUGAUUGAGUGAGUAGAAGUAGCAUUUUACAAAUUGUGUGGAUGCUGUGAAGCAUCCCUUAACUACUUUGGUUCUAUACCGGAAACAUAUUCCUUGUCUGUA